AUGAUAUUACCGAGUUAUUUAAAGACUGUCACCAAUUCAACAAAGAUGCCAAAAUCCAUGCAUUUCAAUCUUGCAAAAGUUUCACCCGAUGAUGAUGAAUUACUUGAAAGAGAUGUUGCCUCCUUUACGAAUUUUAAUGAAUUGAAUGACUCAAAAAUUAGAUCAAUGAUGGGAAAUAUUAAGAUGGAGUCCAUUACAAGUGCUCAUAUUACAACCAGUUUGGAUAGAGAUGAUUCUUUCAGGGAAUGGUUGGAUAAUGAAACUAUGGGCAUAUCAAAGGAAUUGGCAACAAUUGAAAAGGAUGAAAAAAUUGCAAGAAAAGCUGCAAAAUUGAACAAGAAGAAAGCUGUUCAGCAGGUUGAAAAAACACAAUCAUCCAAUUUGAAGGAAAAAGCUACUACCAAAACAAACGAAGGAGAAAGUAUUAAUAAUUUGCAGGAUCAUGAAAAAAUUUCCAGUAAUGGUGAAACUGUCGGUUUUAUAGAUUCGACACAAUCAACAGAUAUUAAUUAUGAGGAGAAUGAGUCAGAAAAUGUACCAGAAAUUAUGACUCCACCUACUACGGAAUUACCACCAGUUUUGGAAGUUGAAGCAAGAAGUUUGGAGAGGAAUCACGAGGUGAGUAAUCCCGGGUUUCCAACAAUUUCUCAACAAUGUGUCAAUUUGAAUAAUGAUCAUCAACAAAAGAAUACUAUUGAACAAGAACAAUGUGGUGAAAGUUUUAGUGACACUGGAGCAAAUGAAGGUUCUAUCGGCGUUGAAAAGACCUGA
Messenger RNA from Lodderomyces orthopsilosis Co 90-125, 771 nucleotides. RefSeq lists its product as uncharacterized. The coding region runs from base 1 to 771 and encodes 256 amino acids. NCBI's taxonomy places the organism in Eukaryota, Fungi, Ascomycota, Pichiomycetes, Serinales, Debaryomycetaceae. The transcript has a single exon. The record is from RefSeq and is a predicted model, not a curated record.